Molecule: messenger RNA, 1499 nt
Organism: Drosophila innubila
Lineage: Eukaryota; Metazoa; Arthropoda; Insecta; Diptera; Drosophilidae
Gene: dpr13
Exons: 8
Coding region: 140-1327 (395 amino acids)
Biological process (GO): synapse organization
Cellular component (GO): neuron projection membrane
Source: RefSeq, a predicted model, not a curated record
GUGAGAUAUGGAGAGUUAAAUUAAACAUUGAUCAAAUUGAUUUACAUAUGCAAAACAAUUGAAAGCAAUUGAGUAUAAGCAACCACAACAACAACAACAACAACAACGACAACUUCAAUAUCAGCGCAGAGACAACAAAAUGCCGGCAUCAAGUGGAUUAUAUCGCAUCAAGCACGGCCGUGUCCUUGGCACUGUGCAAAAAACCACGGCAUUUAUUUUUAUUAUAGCAUACAUCGCGGCAUGCAGCACUUGCGAGCACAGCGCGGCAUCGUCAGGCAGUCAAAGCCGAAGUCAAAGCGGAAGCCAAAGUGAGGCAUUACAACGGCAUAUAAAUCAAAAUUUAAUUAUGUCGCAACCGCUCGACGGCUCUAGUUUUGCCGCCGCCUCGGCGGCCGCAUUGACAGCCCCAGAGCAACGUGCCACGUCUUCAUCCUCCUCGUCCUCCUCUUCCACGGAGCAACAACAACAACAACACUCACGCAUUCAAGCUAAAGACACUGCCGGUCCAUAUCCAAUACCUGUACACAUCGAGAAUCACCUGGAGGCGACGCAUGGCAUCGAUGGUGCGGAUAAUGUAUACGGCACUCCCAUGUACUUUGGCACCGAGAACUCAACCGUGGUGACGACACAGAUUGGCGCCACUGCUCACGUUCCUUGCACGGUGCAUCACAUUGGCGAGGGUGUGGUAUCCUGGAUACGCAAAAAGGAUUAUCAUCUGCUAACAGUCGGCUUAACAACCUACAGCAGCGAUGAGCGCUUUAGUGCGACACAUUUGAAGCAUUCCGAGGAUUGGACACUGCAAAUUAAAUUUGUGCAACUUCGCGAUGCUGGCGUCUAUGAAUGUCAAGUGUCAACGCAUCCGCCAACUUCAAUAUUUCUUCAUCUGAGUGUUGUCGAAGCGCGCGCCGAAAUAUCAGGACCGCCAAUUCGUUAUCUGACGCCGGGCUCAGCGCUGCGACUGCAAUGCCGUGUUGUACAGAAUACCGAGGCAUCUGAAUAUAUAUUCUGGUAUCACGAUAACCGCAUGAUUAAUUAUGACAUUGAUCGGGGCAUUAAUGUGUCAACCGAGCCAGACUUUCAAUCAUCGGAGCUUACAAUUCAACGUACACGUCGCGAGCAUUCCGGCAAUUUCACCUGCGUGGCCAGCAAUACACAACCCGCCAGCGUUUUGGUCCACAUUUUCAAAGGCGAUAAUCCAGCGGCAAUGUACCAUGGAGAUGUGGGUGGCUCAACAAAAACAACGCAACGUCAGCUUCACAAUCUGAUGGUUGUCAUUGCCAUCGGCUAUCGGAUAUUCCACACAAGUGUUUACAUAAAGAUUGUCUAAGUCUAACCAACCAAUUAGCAGGGGGUAGCAUUUGUAACUAAAUUCAUAAAAAGAAAUCAGUAGAACUACCAUUGUAAUUAAAGAAUAAGUCUACAAUUAAAUGACAGCUCCUUUAAAGCGAGACAUGCAUACGUAAUGAAUAUGAAACUAGAAAAUCAUCUGAUCAACUCAA